GUACUGUACAGAUCUCAACAUUUGGGCGGAAGAAUAUGGUGCGACGGAGCGGUUGGAUAGAACUAUCACGACCGCGACGAUGACACAAGAUGGGCUAGUUCUAAGCGAUGUCGCCGCACGAUUCGCCGACUUGCCCAUAUCCCUUCUCCACGCCGAGCUCCAACGACGACAAGCCCAAGGUGAACGGCCGGAAUGCGGCUCGAACAACACCAACAGGAAGUACAGCUUCCCUAUCCACGCCGUCGCCCUCCUCGUGAUCCUCAUCCUCUCUACCCUCGCCUGUUCGUUUCCCUUGAUCGUUCGAUGCUUCCCCAAGCUGCCAGUCCCGCACCAUGCCCUGUUCAUCAGUAGGCACUUCGGCACGGGCGUCCUCAUAGCCACCGCCUUCGUCCAUCUGCUACCGACUGCGUACACGAGUCUGACGAAUCCAUGUCUUCCCCCUUUCUGGACACACACAUACCCGGAAAUGCCAGGCUUUGUUGCCAUGGUCAGUAUCAUUGUGGUGGUUGGAUUGGAAAUGAUAUUCGCAAUGAGAGGAGCAGCGCAUAGUCACCACGUAGACUUUGAGCAAUUGCGAGGAUCAGGAGGGCCUGUGGAGAGGCCGGCAGGAAGAGGCAGAAGCACAAGCUUCAACAGUUUUCGACAGGUGCCUUUGGAUGAUAUGAGCAGGGACGGACCUUCGGAUAGAAGUGCUUAUACAGACGCGCCUCCUACGCCGGGAAGCCCGGGAAGCUCAUUGAAUAAGCCCUUGCCCAGGCCACCUAGCCGUGGUGAGCAAGAGGACGAAGAAGAUGAAGAUGAUGAUCUCGAUCUGGAUGAGCUGGACCCGAAUGAGGACGAUAUGCAGCCUUUGACUAGUAAGGCCGAUACUGACAACGAUCACUCAACAAUGCACACACAUGCGAAUGGCAAUGGCCGGCCUGGUUUCCACAAGCGCAAGAUCUCCUGGGCAGAUCAGGGGGCUGGAAGUGAUCACCAAGCGCAUACGCCUGCUGUACUGCCAGCAGCCCAGGAGCAGCGGCUCGUGCUCCAAUGUCUGAUGCUCGAAGCGGGUAUCCUGUUCCACUCUGUCUUCAUCGGCCUCGCUCUCUCUGUGUCCACAGGCAGCAAAUUCGCGGUGCUCCUGGUGGCAAUUUCCUUUCAUCAGACAUUUGAGGGUCUGGCACUGGGGUCUCGCAUUGCCUCAAUAGGAUCCUUUUCUACCUCAUCCUACAAACCUUGGCUCAUGUGUCUGAUGUAUGGCAUCACCACUCCCAUUGGCCAGGCGAUCGGUUUGGGCGUACAGGGGCUGUACGAUCCCGCAUCACAAUUGGGCCUGCUUAUGGUCGGAACUAUGAACGCCAUCAGUAGCGGACUUUUGAUCUAUGCAGGUCUCGUACAACUCCUCGCCGAAGACUUCCUCAGUGAGUCGAGCUAUGCUGAGCUCAGAGGUGUACGAAGACUGCAGGCCUGCGCGUCUGUAGUUGCUGGCUGCGCUCUGAUGGCCUUGGUAGGCGUCUGGGCGUAGCACCAAGUGGCCACAACGCAUAUAUACAUGUAUAUCCUUAACUCCCA
Messenger RNA from Sphaerulina musiva SO2202, 1554 nucleotides. Its product is annotated as Zinc/iron permease. The transcript is spliced from 2 exons. Gene Ontology annotation, molecular function: zinc ion transmembrane transporter activity. The coding region runs from base 80 to 1507 and encodes 475 amino acids. Gene Ontology annotation, biological process: zinc ion transmembrane transport. Gene Ontology annotation, cellular component: plasma membrane. NCBI's taxonomy places the organism in Eukaryota, Fungi, Ascomycota, Dothideomycetes, Mycosphaerellales, Mycosphaerellaceae. The record is from RefSeq and is a predicted model, not a curated record.